Molecule: messenger RNA, 1907 nt
Organism: Acanthopagrus latus (yellowfin seabream)
Lineage: Eukaryota; Metazoa; Chordata; Actinopteri; Spariformes; Sparidae
Product: carcinoembryonic antigen-related cell adhesion molecule 6-like
Exons: 10
Coding region: 148-1419 (423 amino acids)
Source: RefSeq, a predicted model, not a curated record
UGUGGUCUCAGUAAGAAAUGAAGCUGUGUGUUAAGAAGCGGAUAAGGAAGAGCAAACAAUCGUUCGCUUUGCAUUUUGGUUGGAGAAAGGCCAACAGCGUUUCAGAAUCGAUUACGAACUUGCUGAUUUUGGGUCGUCACGUGAAACAUGCGAUUUGAACGCAGAAACCUGACAUGGACUCUGAUGCCGCUGUUUCUGGCUGGUGUCAUCUGCAAAACGUGGGAAGUGGAAUAUCAACGGCUGCAAAUCUGUGCAGUGAAAGGCUCGUCCGUCGUCAUCCCCUGUUCAUUGUACCAUCCGGAUAACCUGACAGUGAAGAGGGUCAUAUGGGGUCAUGUUACGUCUCACGGCUCCAAGGGUUAUUUUGUAUCUGGCAGCAAUUUUAAAAAAGCCACCAAAAAAUUUCAGUAUAUUGGCGACAAACAGCACAAUUGUUCUUUAAAAAUACACCAAGUUGAGUCUAAGGACGCAGGGAAAUACACAGUCAGAUUAUCUGUAAAGAACAUGAAAUACAUAGGAUCGGGUAUUGUCAGAGCGUUAAAGGUCGUUGAUUUGUACGUGGAACUGACAAAAAAAACAGGCGGAAAUGAAGCAACAAAGGAAGGCGACUCUGUGAAUCUGACCUGUAUAAACGGCUGUGACGGUGAUCACCUUUCAUCUGCUUUCACCUGGUUUAAGAACGGAGAACCCAAAAACGAAGGACCUGUUCUUUAUUUAAGCAACAUGAACCCCACUGACUCUGGAAACUACUCCUGCUCUCUAAAGACUCACACAGGAACAGCUUCACGAGUCAUAAACAUCAACGUUGAAUAUGCCCCGAAGAACACGUCAGUGUCCGUCAGGCCGUCGAUGGAGGUGGAGGGCGGCACCAACAUCACCCUGAUCUGCAGCAGCCACGCAAACCCUCCAGUGGAUUAUACCUGGUUUAAGAUAGAUGAAAGUCAUGUUCUGGAUGUUGGACACCAGCCUGAGUUGUUCUCUGCUGAUGGAGGCCAGUAUUUCUGCAGCGCCACCAACAAACAUGGAAGUCAAAACUCCUCUGUUGUGACUGUAAAGAUUAAAGCAUCUUGGCCGACAUUUACCAGAGAUGUACUGAUAAUCUCAGUUGUCACUGUGCUUCUGAUUGUGACCGGGGUUUUUGUUGUCAGGAGACUCAUGAGAAAAAGGAGGUCGGCACCAGAGACGGACUGCGUGGACGACAUACAGAAUACCAACUUUGUCAACUGGCCCGUUUGCGAAAUUAACCAAUUACAAGAGGGAAAUCAAACAGAACUGGUCUACGCAGCUAUUGACUUCAGCAGGGGAAGGGAGUCCAACACGCAGCAGCAGCAGAUGGAGUCCCACGAUGACGUCGGUGUGAUUUACAGUACGGUGUGCAGGUUGCGACCGUUGAACCUGUCGUACAUUGAGCCCCACUGAUUUGACAACAAACACCUGCCUUUCUCUAAGCAACAGGGUGGUUUAUGAUUUUUUCUUUUUUGCAAAUCUCUUUUACAGAUCUGUAACAUUUGCUGCACAUACAUUUCAGUGAAGUUUUACAGUCCAGACUAAAAUAAAUACUGGAGCACAAUGUAGUGGAAAAAUACAACACAUGUGACGUUCUUUAAAGGUGCAAUAUGUGGUUUUGGGGGAUAUAUUUUUAUCAUAAAGAUCUUCAGUGACUGAGUUCCAUGCCUAGAAAUAUAAAAUAAACAAACUGUCUUUGUUUUCAAGACUGAUUAUACUGACUGAACAAACUGACCAUAAAGGACAACACAAAUGUAUACCGUUUUACUUUGUUUAUAAGUGGCGGACCCUGCCACCUCUCUAGCUUCCAACAGUGUUCUGGACCUUACUUUCCUCUGAGGACAGCUUGUUUAUUCAGUUCUGGAAAAAUCGAAUAUUUGAAUAAAGACAAGUCUGCUAUC